Molecule: messenger RNA, 1950 nt
Organism: Aspergillus pseudonomiae
Lineage: Eukaryota; Fungi; Ascomycota; Eurotiomycetes; Eurotiales; Aspergillaceae
Product: HET domain-containing protein
Exons: 1
Coding region: 1-1950 (649 amino acids)
Source: RefSeq, a predicted model, not a curated record
AUGGCUUCAACGUCGGAGUCCAUCUAUCGGCCGCUGGAUCCGUCCAGGCCUGAGAUCCGGCUGUUGAGGCUGCACCCCCGGCAAACAGCCAGCCCUGACGAAAGCCUGCAACUUACCAUGUUUACCACCUCAUUACACGACCAAAAGUAUUUUGCUCUGUCGUAUGUGUGGGGUGAGGACACUCCAAACAACCCAAUCACAAUCAACGGCCAUAGCGCACCCGUGACUAAAAAUCUAUUCGAGUUUUUACUACAUUACCGCGAUCUUACAGAAGCGAACAGUACGUGGGAGCUCGCAGAUAUGCUCUUCUGGGUGGAUGCCAUCUGCAUUAAUCAGGAGGACAUUCCCGAGAAAAACAGCCAGGUACUGCAGAUGUCUUCAAUCUACCGUUCUGCGGAUGCGGUGCUGUCAUGGUUAGGUGUGGAAGCGGAUGACAGCGACUAUGCCAUAGAGGUGAUGAUUGAUAUAACCGGCAGAGUAGCUGCAUCCCUUGAUGGGGACGACCCUCUUUCAUGGAUGGCCCCUAGCCAGACCGAACUGUGGCAAAGAAACUCGGACGGCGACGAAAUGGGAAAUAAGUUCUGGGACGGCAUUGUACAAUUGGUGCGGCGGUCGUAUUGGACGCGCGCAUGGAUAGUCCAAGAGAUUGUGCUUGCAAGGAAAGUCACGAUGCUCUGUGGCAUGAGGUCUUUUCAGUUCCAGGACUUGGUCGCUAUAGGCACAUGGAUUAUGAGACUUCGCCCCUACGAAUGCCCCUCAUUUGUCCACAUGAACAUCUGGCUCUAUCUAUCAACUCCUCUCUACCAGGAAAACUAUGGGCCAGCACAGGUCAUGAAGUAUGCUGAGAUUAUUCGGCUAGUAGAAGAAGCUGCAAGCACAGAAACGUUCAACACAGCAUAUAACUGGAAAAAGAUCCUCAUCGCCACACAAACAGCCCAGGCCUCAGACCCUAGAGAUAAGCUCUACAGUAUGGCCAGUAUGUUGCGCCAUGGUGUAACCCCGAACUAUUCUAUCUCGGCAGAGGAGACGUUCUGCAAAUUUGCAAAGAUGUGCCUUGAGGCAGACGGUAGAUUGGACAUACUGCUAUUUGCAGGCCACGGUUUUGUCAAUGAUAAAACAGAGGUGUUGGGGCACCAUCUGUUCUUACCUUCGUGGGUUCCAAAUUGGGAUCUGUUGUCGAAGGCAAGGAUGUGGACUCCAGUUCCCGCUCAAAUGGCGAGUUUCGAUGCUGAUGGAUUUAUGCUGAAACAGAAUAUACCACCACUCUCUUGCUAUGAAAAUACCCUAGAGGCUCCUGGGACUCACUUGAGUGAGGUCUCAACGCACGUAUACUUUUGGGGUGACACUAAAAGCUUUGCUCAAUUCUGGAUAGAUUAUAUUGAGGCUCAUAAAGAUCAACGGGAUGAUAGAGGAGUUCGGGUCUUCCUCACUAUUAUAAGGCUGCUGCUUUUUGACCAAGUCCCUGACAGUGAUAUGCAGCUUGGUCUAAACCCUGAACCCUCGGUAUUGGAAAGGGCAAUUGCCUAUAUGUCAUUCGUAUUACUGAAUAUGGAUGUAGGGUCCGCUAAGUUUCUACAGGAUACCAGGACCAUCCAAUAUCUAGAUCAGCCAAUUGAUGGAACUCGACUACGGAGGCUUUUGGAUAGUGACAGCAGUAAACAUUGGAGUAUGAGCAGUCUCGCACAACUCUCAAGUUCGUUUAUAGUACUCCGAAUGUGCUAUGCGUUUUUUGAGACUAGCCAAGGGCAUCGUGGGUGGGGCCCUCCUGGAACAUGCAAGGGGGAUAUCAUCGGCAUCCUCUUUGGUUGUGAGACACCUGUUGUUCUGAGAAAGAUAGAUUCACACUAUAUUUACAUUGGAGCCUGUUAUGUUGUGGGAAUCAUGGAUGGCGAUCCGUUGGCUGGCAUUGAGAAGGGUUCCCCCCGUAUCAAGCGGUUUAAAAUUGUUUGA